Clonostachys byssicola is the source of this 1527-nucleotide messenger RNA. NCBI's taxonomy places the organism in Eukaryota, Fungi, Ascomycota, Sordariomycetes, Hypocreales, Bionectriaceae. The record is from the annotation of a GenBank genome assembly.
AUGGCGUCUAGUGCGUUUGAAUCACAGGGUGUCCGUAUCGCCGUGGAAGGUUGUGGCCAUGGCACCCUGGAUGCCAUCUACGCAUCGGUUUCAAAAUCAUGUGAGGUUCGCGGCUGGGAUGGUGUCGAUCUGCUCAUCAUCGGCGGAGAUUUUCAGGCAGUCCGCAAUGCGGAAGACCUCUCCAUCAUGUCGUGUCCGGUCAAGUACCGCGAACUUGGUGAUUUUCCCAAGUAUUACUCCGGCGAGCGUACUGCCCCCUAUUUGACCAUAUUCAUUGCCGGCAAUCACGAGGCCAGCUCUCAUCUCUGGGAGCUUUAUUACGGUGGCUGGGUUGCCCCAAACAUUUAUUACCUUGGUGCCGCCAACAUCGUUCGCUUGGGUCCCAUUCGAAUUGCUGGAUUAUCUGGCAUCUGGAAAGGCUUUGACUACAACAAGCCCCAUCAUGAACGCCUUCCCUUUAACGCCGACGAUGUCAAGUCGUUCUAUCAUGUCCGCGAAAUUGAUGUGCGAAAACUCUUACUGGUGCAAUCUCAAGUGGAUGUUGGGUUAAGUCAUGAUUGGCCCCGUGAGAUUGAGAAGCAUGGCGACUCCGAGUCUUUGUUCAGAAAGAAGAGAGAUUUCAGGCAAGAGUCCAAGGAUGGUACGCUCGGCAGUCAGGGUGCCAAGUAUGUCAUGGAUAGACUGAGGCCUCCCUACUGGUUUUCCGCACAUCUCCAUGUCAAAUAUGCUGCGCUCAAGACAUUUUCCGAACAAGCCUCCGACUCCGCCUCAAAUCAACAACAGACAAUAGGCGAGGAAGUUAAGGCAGCAGACGAGCAAAUUGCGGAUGCGGGGAACCCAGAUGAAAUUGAUCUCGACUUGGAUGAGGAAGAUGGUCCAGAAACAACCAAACCUGCGCCUAGCAGCGAACCUCAAACCGACUCACAAGGUGUCUCCGAUGAGCUGAGGGCGCAGCUGCCUGCUUCAUUCACCCGCCCCAAGAAGACGGUGAUAGGUCAGCCAGGUCAACCUAUCCCAAAGACAAUUACGAAUAAGGAGGUUCGCUUCUUAGCUCUAGACAAAUGCCUUCCUGGUAGGCAUUUUCUGCAGCUAUGCGAAAUUCACCCACACCAAGAGGAAGAUGCCUCCAAAUAUCCACCACAAUCGUCAGGGCCUCGCUUCCGAUUUGAGUAUGACCCUGAAUGGCUAGCAAUUAUACGAGUCUUUCAUGAUUCGCUUCAAUUCGGCGACCCAGCUGCUCAGAACCCACCUAAUAUUGGUGAAGACCAGUAUCUACCAAUGAUCAAGGCUGAGAUGGAGUGGGUGGAUGAGAACAUUGUCAAGAAGGAUAGACUCGAGAUUCCGAGAAACUUCGAAAUCACAGCUCCUCCAUAUGUCCAUGAGGCCCAGCACCAUCACAGCGAGGUGGCUUUCAGGGAAGAGGCCCUCCUCGGGGCGGCCACAGGGGCGGACAUAGAGGGCAUGGAGGGCAUGGAGGACGGGGUCGAGGCCGAGGCCGAGGUCGGGGAGGAAGGUGGUAAUCUAUGA